AUGAGCGAUUCAAGAAAACUUUUCGAGUAUUUUGUUACAGUUGGAUUAAAGGAAGGGGCGGAAGAAUUGGUGAUUUCUGCACAAGAGUGUGGACGCCGUAACGCUACUCCGCUUGCGCCUAUUACAGAUAUCUGUGUUAUAUUUCCUUCUCUUGGCGAAAAGGUACCAGAUGGAUUUGAGUGUAUUGAAAGCACUCCCUCAGGUCACCCCGCAGACUUGAAUUAUGGGUCCAUUCGAACCCCACCGGUUUUCAUCUGUUAUCGUCGUGGAUAUCAUAAGCCACCACUUGUAGAUAUUGGAGUCUUGGAUGAAGGUCGGGGAGAAAAACCAAUGCUUGAUUCCAAUAUUGUCCAGACAACUCCUUUUGGUCGGCCAGCAAAUGUAAAUAAUGCCUCCCAAGUUUCUGAUUCAUUUCAUUCACUUAAUCUUGGAUUUUAUCUGCAUGGUUUUGAUCUGGGGAAAGGGGAUGCUGAGAACCCAUCCUUUAAAAGCGGUAUUUAUUUAACGUACCGUCGGGCGCAGCCAAAUAAUCCACCAAGUCAACUUGUUGUCACUAAUAUCUGUGUCAUUAUCGCUGAUAAAGGAGAUAUGGCUCCACAUACAUAUUACAAAAUACCGAAGAAUUUGAACAAAGGUAUGGUUGGUUCUGAUAUCUUCUUGUGCUACAAGAAAUCUCAGGCAGCUUCAAAAAGAAUUGCUUACACACCGGCGGUUUUAAACCGUUUUCCUGAAGACAGCGAUUUUCGGCUUGUGGAUACUAUCCCUAUGUUUUGUUUACCUAUGGGAGCACUAAUUGAAUGUUGGCCUACCAAUUGCCAGAAUCCUGAGGAGACUUUUUCAACAUUUGUUUUAACUGACCAGAAUGGAUGUAAAUUUUAUGGUGCCUCAGUGUCAUUUUAUGAAUUGUACAAAAAGAAAUUAACAGAAGAACAGCUAGAAAAACUUGAAAUUUCGUCUCCUUCUGGAAGUGUCUCAGGUACAGCUUUGGAAUCGACAGGCGGUAGCGGUCCUGUGGAGCAGAUGUCUUUUCACUAUAACACGUCUAUCUGUGUUAUUUCCCGAUAUCCAUUUUUUAAUGCUUUCAAAAGGUUCCUGUUUUUUAUCCACCAUAUGUCAGUGUCUGGCACAUAUUCAGUACCAAUCGAGCGAUAUGUAUCCCACUUGAUGUACGAAGUUUCUUUUCCGUCACCCAGAUGUCCACAUGUUAUUGUGCAGUUAGGUAACGAAGCUGUUUCUUUAGACAGUUACGACGAUUCUCAGUUACCUCUUUCUGGUGCAGCUUUAUCUGACGCUCUUAAAUGUUUAGGCCCAGAAAAUCUAAUAUAUAUUGUUCUAUUAGCUUUAUUGGAACAGAAAAUCUUAGUACAUUCUUUACGACCAUGGUUACUGACCACUGUUGCUGAAAGCGUAUGUGCACUUACGUUUCCUUUUCACUGGCAAUGUCCUUACAUUCCACAGUGUCCUCUUUCUUUAGCUGGAGUGCUUCAUGCCCCUUUACCUUUCAUCGCUGGAGUAGACUCGCGGUACUUUGAUUUAUAUGAGGAUCCCCCGCCUGAUGUCACUUGUUUUGACCUAGAUACGGCAAUUGUAAGCCAGUCUACAACCUGUCAAAAUAAAAAACUGAGUCUUCUGCCUAAGCUGAAAACUACUUUGGAAAAGCUGCACAAGCGUAUACAUCGAGAGGAAUCAAGUGUCUUUGCGCCACGUAGAAAUAAUACUUUUACUGCAGUUAGUAUUGAUUUACAAACGCAACAAAAUAAGCGGUUGCUUGAAGUGAAAAUUCAGGAUGCUUUUUUAAGAUUUAUGGCAUCUCUUAUGCAGGGGUAUACUCGGUAUUUAAAGCCUAUUCGAAGUGCGCCUCGCCAUGUUGGUGCUACCGAUACGGUUUCCUUGUUUGAUUUGGAUGCCUUUCUUCGUUCUCGUGAUAAGUCAUCUGCAGCUUUUUUUAAACGCUUUUGUGAAACACAGUUGUUUAAUCGUUUCAUUGAGGAACGAUCAUUUGUUUCGGACAAAAAUGCUUUUAACGCUUUCUUCGAUGAGUGUAUUGACAAAGUUAGGGAUUAUGGUGGGAAAAGCAGUGAACCCAUUUUGCUGAAUGCUGGCUUACCAGAAAGUAGUCAGACAGAGAUAACAAUGCCUCCGGAAUCGUUCAAAGCACCGGAUGGGAGUGAAUUAAGUUUCACUUAUAGCGAAUUCCCGCGCCAACUCAAUUCCGCGUACUUUCAUUUUAAAGUAGGUGGCAUCAGUAGCGCCCUACACCGUACGAAACAAGAAUGGCGUAGUUCUCUAGAAGAACUUGCAAUGAAUAUUCAAGUUUAUCCAUCUUCGUGGCCAAAGGCUCUGCUGUUUUACAGUUAUUCACUGUGGUUUAUGUUGCUUCCCUCGUUGUUGCAUUUAGCUAUAUCCAAGAUCAAAAUUUUACGGCUUGCAUUCCAUAUUUUGGAUCGUAUGGAACAGAGUGGGAUUACUCCCUUUGAUCAAGUAUGCUACCGUACAGUUAUCCAAUUGUGUGGUGAGAUGGAGCAGCCACAUCUUGCCGUUCAAGUGGAGCAAGCGAUGCACCGCAGUGGCUUGGAACUGAAUGCUGUCACAUACGGUAUUUACCAUGAGGCUAUUCUGAAGCAGGGUUGGCCAGGAGGAAGUCGUUCAGUUGCUAUUAAAGCGUGGAGGAAACUGGCACUUGUAGUUCGCGGUGUCUCUAAGUUUAAAUCCGGAUUAUUAAUAAAAGGUAGGGGCGAUGUACAACAAGAAAUCGAUCACUCUGAACCGAAUAAAAGCUGCAAUGGUGAUUCCUGCAAGAGUGCGACAGAUGACAAAAAUACGGAUUGUUCUGAAUCUGAGGACAAACAACCGCAACCCGAAAAAUUGUCGAAGGGAGAUGAGGCUGAAAAUUCUGAUCAGAGGUCUGAUUCUGUUCCGUUUGUUAUUAGCGUACAUCCACUUCCAGCCGAAAGCGAUACUUCUUCAACGAAUCAGGGAGAUAGUGAAGAACCUGUUGGUGUGGAUGCUCUGGACCCUUUAGGAGCUUUAAGUCCCGAGCACAUCAAGAAGUGCGAGAAGAAAAAAAAUAUAGCUACUGAAUUCAUGACGGAGAGGGAAAAAGUAAAAAGAAAUGAAAAACCGAGUUCGUGGUUUAAAGGCCUGGCAAACAGUCCAAUUGUUAGCAAAUUUAUGCGCAGCAAUACGUCAGGAAAAUUUGGUUCUUCCGACAGUUUAUCUGAUGCGCUUUUGAUAUCUCCUGGUCUUACUUCUUUAGUAGCGCAAAUGAAAAAAGGUUAUGAUGGAGUAAUUCAGAGCAGUAAUUUUUCGUCAUUACGUGAGGGAGUAAGUACCUUCGUUAAUGAAGUCAGAGGUCGGAAUCGUACACAUGCGAAGGAUUUAUUUGGAAGUAGUUCCAGUAUUGAGCCUCAAGAUCACGACGAAGCUAUGCAGCUCGUAAUAUUACAGCAAAAUCCUGAAUGUUCUGAUCCAUUAUUUCAACUCGACAGUGGUACACCUUGCUCUAUUCUGCCUUCCGACUGGUGGGUGGAAGACCAGAUUUUUGCUGCAAACUCAUUGUCUUCUCCCCUAGAUGUAACGAUUUCUUCAGCAUCGUUAUGUUCGAACUGCAAAACUGUAAUAUAUGAUGAUGACAUUAUGGCUGGCUGGUCGGCAGAUGAUUCAAAUUUAAACACCACUUGCGUCUACUGCGGUUUUUCUUUCGUUCCGUCUCUGUCCAUUAGAUUGCGCACAAGGUCUUCCUUUGUAAAAAAUAGCUGGUACGCACCGUCUGUUUUCAAUACGAAGGAUGAUUUUGCGAAUUCAGAGGGCGAUACUGAGACGAACGAGAUUGCCGAAACUGUUGAAGAUCAUCAAGUACCAUUCGUGAGCCCUCUCGUUUUACGCCGUGAAAUUGAAAAUUUGUUGAAUGGAGAUGCUUUAAGUCUAGCAGACCCAGGUUUACAGCAUUCUCAUCCAAUAAUCUUUUGGAAUCUUAUAUAUUACACUCGACGUAUUGCGUUACCAACCCACCUUUGUUCGUGGCUUGGGAGUUCAGUCCAUGUUCGAUGUGUCUAUGAUGUUCCAGAAAAACAUACUUCGUGCAAACCGCUUUACUUCUCAAAUAAUGUCUUUCAAGAGGUCCCUGUACCUGAUACUGAUAGAAGCGUUGCUGUAUGGGAAGAUAUUCUCGUUUGCAUCCAGCAGUCUAGUAUAUUUCGUGGCCUUACUUGUCUCCUCAAAGAACACGGUUGGGCUCCUGAGAGUGGGAAAUUACGGCCGCAUUUCUCACUUUACAGAGACCUUCAAUUCGUCGCUUUAAAUCGAUUUGGCAGAGCUGUUUGUAGAGAUACUUUUGACUAUCUUUAUCAACUUGAUUUUGAGCGGUUGCCUCCAACGAUUUUGGUAAUGCUGCCAAAACCUGAUCAUCCGCUUAGUAUUACGUCACGCUUAUGCAAAAGAAUUUUUUUGCCGCUUGAUGUCUGUUAAUG
Enterobius vermicularis (human pinworm) is the source of this 4469-nucleotide messenger RNA. The record is from the annotation of a GenBank genome assembly. NCBI's taxonomy places the organism in Eukaryota, Metazoa, Nematoda, Chromadorea, Rhabditida, Oxyuridae.